AAGAAAGCUAAGAAGAAUGUGCCGUGAGUCGAUGAAAUGUUGCAGGCAACUGCACAAGCGCGAUCGGGAAAUGGGAUAAAUUGAUAAAACGAAUCAAAGUUUCAGGAGAAAUAAACGAUUCUCCAAUCGUGUUACGUUUUGAGACAGGACGAUGGAUUGGCCAGGAACAGCGGCCAGCUAGCCAAUCGUCGCGCGUCGACCGACCGGAAUCCAGAGGUUAACCCUCCGAUGAUUACGCAUGUCGAACCGGAACCACAAUCGCAUAUCUCAUCAAAAUAUAUCCUGUGACAGAGAGGGAUCGAACCAAAAGAGAAAAUUGAUGAUAAUAAUAUUUCAAUCCAAAGACUGAUCGGUGAUGACCGAUCGUGAAUUAUAUACGCUAUUAUAUAUAUAUAAACCAUAUACGAUUUGAGGCGCUGUGAGCGUCUGUUUGUAAAACUUGUACUUUGAUACGUAUUCUCAACAUAUCGAUUUUGUGUAUUCUGAUGAAUCUCUGAAAAAAAGUCAAACGAAAGAAUGAUAGUCGUUCGAGAGGAAAGGAGACUACGCGAUUGAGGAUGAAGUCGCAACGAAUGACGAUCACAAUGCACGUAUACAUUAAAAACAAAUCGACGGAAGAUUCUGAAAAAAUAUGUUCCCCGUGAAUGUUUUGCGGACUCUGGGUAAUGCUGCGACACGAACUCCUCCACUUUUGUUUACAUCGACGACAAUUUCGAGAGCCCGCUCGUGAUAUAAAUUCGUGAAACUUGAUGCGACACAUUUAGUGAUGUUCAAAGUGAAAAACGGGUAGAGGGAAAAGAACGAUUAAAAAAUGUGAAAUUUUUUGUUGCUCCUCCGGUGGCCCACACAAUGUUCGAGUGCGCGAUUGUCAAAAUCGGGGCGUGCAGACUUUGAGGUUAUACGGGCUAGCUCGAGCAGGGAAUUUCUUUUUUCCGUGCGAGCUCGUUGUUUUCCCACGUGCUUAUUACGUGCGCGUUAAGUUCGACGUAUUUAACGCCAACGGGCCGAGUAAUUGCGCGACGACAGAAUGGGUUGUGGACAGAGCAAAAUCGGUAAUAUCUACUCGAAAAACAAGAAGAAUAAAAACAACUCGAGCAAGAAAAGUAACGACUCGAUACGAUCGGCUUCGAUCGAACAGAAAAACGGAAGUACGAAGAGCAACAAAACGAACAACAAUGGGGCCGAGGUCAAUCGAAACGAGGACAAUCAAAACGGCUCGGUCGACGUCAAGUCCCAGGCAAAAAAGAAGUCCGGUGGGCCCGGAAGUGGACCACUGUUGCAACAAGCCGAGGUGUCUUCCAGUCAGCUGGACUUCUUCAAAAUGCUGGAUGAAAAAAUUGAAAACGGUCCGGACUACGACGAGAGUUUGGACGCGACGAUGAGGGCUGAAAGGAUAUCGGAUUUGAUGCGUCGUUGGGAAUUGGCGAGUAUGAGUUGGUCGAGCGUCGCGGAUUUGAACAAUCCAGUUUGUUUGAUGAUGCCGUCGACCGAGAACGUUGGAUUGUCGAAUUCUCGUCAGAAUUUGACUGCGAAAGAUCGGGAAGGAAUGAGGAACAUAAUCGGUGGUCGUCCGGAUAGCGCUCCUGUCUUCGGGAGAAACGCGAAUCGCGUUGAUGGAUUGCAAGAGGUUAAUUCACCUUCGGCGAAUAUGCCGAGGCACGUACUCGAGUCGAUAACCCAAAGUCCGACCCAGAGUCUGAAGAACGCCGGCUCAUUAUCGGUCUGCACCGAUUCACCGACGAGUCUCCACCGUUUCCAGGAUUAUAAUACGAAAGAGUACAACGCGAACGUUGCUGCUACGAUUAAUCCGCGAGUAUCACGCUCGAAUUAUGAAACCUCAGGCGGGGGUGCUGUCAACGGUGAAUACGUGACGCAACAAGCGCUCUAUCGGGAACAAUAUCUUCAACAGACCGGUAUUAUUGCUGUACAACCGCAAUUCACAGCGAGCCACAACAACAGUCCCAAUAACGUCGUGUCCAGUGUUUUGCGUAACAAUCCAUACGUACAACAAUUCCAAUUGGCCAACAAUUCCAGCCCUCAACAUUUCGCUAGUCGCAAACGUGGCUACAACAACACCGCCCAAAUGACGUGACCGGUAUGCCCGUUGAUCCUCUGACACGUGACAAGACUGAUUAAUAACGCUCCAAGUCGCCGCCUACUAACGAGCCGCGCUCCUCGAACCCUUCGAGUCGAUCUUUUCCUCAUUUUCCUCGAGAUUUAUUCAGUCGCGAAUUUACUACCGAGUCUUUAACAAAUAACCUCGUUUUCGCUCGUUCAACGCGAGGCAAAGUAUCGAGCUUUUUUAAGGACAAUUAAAACCCGCGAAUCUUGCGCGACGUUUUUAUCCAACAUACAUUUUUCUCGUAUCUAAUCGUCACGAGAUGUCCGCUGCGUUUUUCUAAAACAUCCGUGACCAAUGAAAAAAAGCAGAGUCAAAGGGCUUGCAACGAAAAAAAAAACAAACAAAUCAAACAGAACAGAGUAAGCCUGAAGAAAAACGAGCAUGAAUUUUAAUCGAAUUUCAUAUUUGAUGAGCUCGCAAAAAAAUCGAUAUUCGCGUAUAAAGAACUGAGUGUGAUAAACGAGCUCGAAUUAAUGUUGAAUUUCAAUAUCCGAAGGACUCGUUUCGAAAAAUUUCACAAAUAAAUUGAAGAAAUAGUCUGAAAAAUGAGUCCGCAUUACAGCCAGCCGGAUUUCAUUCUCGACGGACCGAUUAAAAAAACGAACUUGCAAAAAUGAAGGAAAAAAACGUACCGAAUUAUUGUUGAAUUAGAACCUUCGCACUCGAAAUCUUCGACAACAGGAGUCAUAACGAGUAUACGACAAAAAACAUUUGAGCGUUGACCGAAAAAUUCACGAUUCAGCGAAAAAAUGGUGUGCACUGAUUUAUCUUGAAAUUGAAUUAGCGAUUCGAGAAUUGAUCUUCGUAAAGUGCCAAAAGCGACAAAGUAUAUCAAGUUUGAAAUAAAAUUCCACGGGGUCAUGCCGGGUACCAGAAAACUUUCGAAAUAUAUCCACAAAAGUAUAAUUCGUGUCAAUAUUCGAUGUUUCUUGUUGAAAAUCUGAAGUAAUAAAACUGCGAGUCAGGAAAAAAAAUAUAGAAGGAGAGAGAAAGAAAAAUUGACAAAACGUAAGUGAUGUGUGAAUCUGACGUUAGAAUUUUGUAUAAAUGUAUUAGCGGAGGGUAUCAGUGGGCAGCAUCCAUAUAAAUAUAUAAAUAGUACACGCAUGUAUAUACAUAUAAAAUACAUCUGUGCGAAUAUAACGCGUACAUAAAAAUACACUCGUUCACGUAUCAAUGAUACAUACAUGUUCUGUGUGCAAGGGAACGAAGAAAAUCUGGUGAAAAAAUUGCUGAAUGUAAUAACCGUGUAUAGAAAUUCGAUGUAUAUCGCUCUACUCGUGAGAUCACAUAUAUAUAUGUAUCGAUACUGUAUAUAUAACUUGUUGAGACCCAGAGUAUCCGCGUGUACCUUCGUUCAAUUUUGUAAAAAGCGUUGUACCGUUCGACAUCGAGGGCAAAUCAAUCCCCGAGUACAAAUGUGUCGUUUUCAAAAAUCCAUUUUACCAUUUCAAACAUAGCGAUUAAUAAUUUUUCCAAAUUUCUAAACACCUGCGUUUUUCUACGAAACGUCAAAACCGUCAGGCGCCAACUUUUACAUUUUUUCAUUUCCAAUUAUUCUGGGUCUCGAACGAAGGAAUUUAUGUGCGUAUGUAUAGUACAUGUGUAUGUAUAUGAAACUUGAUACCUUAUAUAUGUGUUUAUAUGUAUACUAUUUUCACGACAAGACAUUUGGAAACAUUGACGCGCGAUGACUGUAUUAUAUUUAUAUGUUGACAAUAUGUUAAAGGUGGAACGAUAGAAGACAAAAAGAAAUAGAAAUGCAAAAGAAUUGAAGUAACAGACAAAAACAACAGAGAAAUGAUACUACCGAUAUAAUAGUUGAUGAUUGAGAGAGUUUUAUAUAUCAUGUUGACGCAUUGUCGCUAAUAAAUUAUAUACGCAUCGUCGAAAAUGAGAUGAACGAUUAUGGGACGAAAGAGUGAGAGGGAGAAAACAAGGUGUAUGAGAGAUUUACUUUUAUCGCCCAAUAUCAGCGCCUCCGAGCGCCAUCUUCAAGUACCAAAACUUUAGUUCCUUCGAAAUCGUGUUUUUUUUUCGCUCUUUUUGAUAAAUAAAAGAAAAAAACUGAAAAAAUUCGUCGCCCCUUAAA
Messenger RNA from Venturia canescens, 4214 nucleotides. It is a transcript of the gene tow, whose product is annotated as hybrid signal transduction histidine kinase M-like. Bases 1028 to 2092 code for a protein of 354 amino acids. Lineage: Eukaryota; Metazoa; Arthropoda; Insecta; Hymenoptera; Ichneumonidae. The transcript has 4 exons. The record is from RefSeq and is a predicted model, not a curated record.